AUGGCUUUCAAUCGCCCCGGCAUUGCCUCUAUGUCCCUAGGCCGGCCCUGGGUCCACGACCUCCCCGGCAAGCUGAUGCAAGCCGCGGCCCACGGCUUCGAAGGCAUCGAACUAUUCUUCGACGAUCUGGACUGCUAUGCCCAGCGCGUUUUCAACGGUGACCACCUAGAGGCUGCCAAGUCAACACGACGGAUGUGUGAGCGCCUCGGCAUGACCAUCAUCUGUCUGCAGCCAUUCUCCAUGUACGAAGGCCUCAUCGACCGGGCCGAAUCAGACCGACUAGUCAACGAGAAGCUUCCUAAGUGGUUCACCCUAGCGCGGGCGCUUGGCACAGACAUGAUCCAAGUCCCCUCCAACUUCCUUGGACCGGAUCCCCAGACCAGAGCUGCACGCACAACUGGUGACCGCACCGUCAUUGUUCGUGAUCUCCAGCGUCUGGCUGACUUGGGUGCUGGUGCCGGCUUCCGGUUUGUGUACGAGGCUCUCUGCUGGGGUGAUCACGUUGACACGUGGGAGGCUUCGUGGGAGGUUGUCCGUGAUGUCGGCCGUCCCAACUUUGGUCUCUGCUUGGACUCAUUUAACAUUGCUGGUCGUGUCUACGCCGACCCUGCUUCUCCCACUGGCCGUACCCCCAACGCCGCUGCGGACCUGGCUGCUUCGUUGAACCGUCUCCGCACUGCCAAAAUCGACCCCGCGAAGAUCUUCUAUGUCCAGCUUGUCGAUGGUGAGCGUCUUUCUGCUCCUCUGGAUGAGAAGCACCCCUUCUACGUCGCCGGAAACCCCGUGCGCAUGAACUGGUCUCGCAAUGCCCGUCUCUUCCCCUUCGAGGAGUCUCGCGGUGGUUACCUCCCCAUUCUGGAUGUUGCCCGCGUCUUCUUCGAGGACCUCGGUUUCCGCGGCUGGGUUUCUCUCGAGCUAUUUAGCCGUACCCUUGGUGAAACUGAUCCCUUUGUUCCUGCCGACCAUGCUCGUCGUGGUAUCGACUCAUAUAACAAGAUGGCUCACAUCUUGCAGUGGAAUGAGGCCACUGAGAGGAUUCCUGCUUCCAUUCCGGCGCCUGAGUCGCCCGUUCAGCACCGCCUGUAA
This is a messenger RNA of Penicillium antarcticum, 1086 nucleotides long. RefSeq names its product sugar phosphate isomerase/epimerase family protein. The coding region runs from base 1 to 1086 and encodes 361 amino acids. Lineage: Eukaryota; Fungi; Ascomycota; Eurotiomycetes; Eurotiales; Aspergillaceae. The transcript has a single exon. The record is from RefSeq and is a predicted model, not a curated record.